CGGGUCUCUGUACGCCGGAAAUACGCAGUCGUUCAGCAGGGCCAGGGCGUCGGCUUUCAUCGAAAUGAGCGAUCCAACAAUAUCAUUGGGCUUUGUGAGCUCCCUGAUAGCGACUUGUCUCGUUAGUUCCCCUCGGCGUCAUCUUCAUCCGGGCCCGGGUCGUUAGCCUCAGGGUGCUCGCCUCGUGAUGGAGUUCAAAGGUUGGCGAUGAUGUCAAAGACCGAUCCGCGUCCCCAUGGAAAAUGUUGGUCCUGAUCGUCAGCAGGGGCUCUUUCUGGGGAGUCUCGGACAAAGAUCCGGUUGUGUGUUAGCAAGUCCCACCCGUUCGCUGCCAGAUGGGAAGGAACGUGACAGAUCGUUUGUGGCGCUCGGUUAUGAUGCAGGGACCAAUGAGGUCCGAGAUGAGCACUCUCAAGUUGGAUGCCCUCACAAAAGCCACGCCUCUCAUGAUAGGCAGAAGGCCAUCAUGAACUUGGAUGUCUUUGAUCUUCGAGACGUUUUCGUGGAAAACUUCUGCCAACAGCAUCAAACGGGUAUGCUAAGACCUGAUGCUAUCGCCAACACCCAACUGUUUGGCGCUGGGGUACAAGGAUGAGUCGGCUUGAGAUGCGCAUCACAUUUGUUUCCAGGUAGUUGGCGUUCUGCGAUCAGAGGGGGCAUUCUGAGCCACGUGGAUCAAAAGAGGAACGCUGUGUUUCUGCCCAGUCGGAAAAGGUCGAAAAGAGCCGCGUCACAUGCAGUGCUGCAGUGAUGAUGUCGGCGCCGGAUCUGCUUGAGAUCCAGUCUGCCGGUAAUCACAACCCUUGCGU
Neurospora tetraspora is the source of this 809-nucleotide messenger RNA. RefSeq lists its product as uncharacterized. The record is from RefSeq and is a predicted model, not a curated record. Lineage: Eukaryota; Fungi; Ascomycota; Sordariomycetes; Sordariales; Sordariaceae. The coding region runs from base 236 to 595 and encodes 119 amino acids. The transcript has a single exon.